AAGAAGAAGCAAAAUCCCCUCUAUACAUUUGCAAAAACUUUGUUGACAACUAAAUUAGUUUUCCCACUUUACCUUUCUUCUCUCUCUCUCUUGGCCAAAGAUGGCGUCAGAAGCAGACCAAAGCUUCAUAAACCUCUCAUGGUUUCUUCAAGCAAUCAAAGACCCACAACAAAAUUGCUUCAACCUUCAAACCUUAUCUUUCUCCUCGUCCGGAAAAAUCACACAUUGUCAGCUACUAACAGACGACACCAUGAACAUCAACGUCAGCAGAGACGACCUCACUUCACUUUCUCAGAUCUUCGUCGACCUAGCCACAUCUUUAGAGACGCAAACAUCUCUCAGGAACUUGGAAUUCGAAGGUAUCGCUUGGGAAAUCGAGCUAAUGCAGGGCCUUGGUUUGUUUCUCGACAACACCUCGCAGAUAAAGCAGCUUGCUUUCAGAAAGAACAGGUUCAGUGAACAAUGUCUGAGCGAGCUCUCAGAUUUUUUGAGAAGAAACAGUUCGUUGAAAGAGAUUAGGUUCUUAGAGUCGAGGAUUGGAUUUAGAGGAGCUACGCUUCUCGGGUCAGCUCUCGAAGUUAACGAAUCGUUAGAGGAAUUGCAGAUUUGGGAAGACUCAAUCCGGUCAAAGGGAGCAGAAGAGCUCUCGAAGAUGAUCGAAAAAAACUCAAGCUUGAAACUUCUCUCCAUAUUCGACUUGAGUCCCUCCACUGCGACGCCAUUGAUAUCUGCCGUUUUGGGUAUGAACAGGGAAAUGGAGGUUCAUGUGUGGAGUGGAGACCACAAACGAGACAGAAGCUCAAAGGGCCUUGAGUUCUUGCCUGAGAGCAAGACUCUUAGGAUUUACCAGAUUGACAUUUCUGGCUCUUGCAGAGUCGCUGCAGCAUUGGGGAUGAACACAACCGUGACGUCUCUAGACAUGACAUGCGCGAAGCUGAAUUCGCGGUGGGCCAAGGAGUUCCGAUGGGUUCUUGAGCAGAACAAGACUCUUACAGAAGUGAAACUUUCGAAAACUGGUCUUAAAGACAAAGCGGUUGUGUAUGUUGCAGCUGGACUUUUUCAGAACAAGAGCUUGCAGAGUUUGUAUGUUGAUGGAAAUCGUUUUGGGAGCGUUGGUGUCGAGGAUUUGCUUUGUCCGUUGAGUAGAUUCUCUUCUCUGCAAUUGCAAGCCAACAUCACACUCAAGUCAGUUGUGUUUGGAGGUUCCAAGACAAAGAUUGGAAGACAUGGGCUUACCGCGGUUUUGACGAUGGUGACAACAAAUGAGACUGUGGUUCAUCUCGGGAUUCACGACGAUGAGAGUCUGGGACCUGCUGAUUUCAUACAGAUCUUCAAGAGCUUGCAGAAGAACGCAUCUUUAAGACGGUUGUCCUUACAGGGCUGCAAAGGGGUAAGAGGUGACAGAGUCUUGGAGGCAAUCACAGAGACAUUGCAGAUUAAUCCAUUGGUUGAGGAAAUUGAUUUAGCCAGAACUCCGCUUCACGAUUCAGGGAAAGCAGAUGAGAUUUAUCAGAAGCUGGGACAAAAUGGUAGGAAGAUAGAUGAAGCAGAGGCUGAUACACUCAAGGAUAUGCCACUCACUGAGCCAAAGAGCGUUAGAGCUUUCCUCUGUGGACAAGACUAUGCAGGCAAGACAACUCUCUGCAACUCUAUACUGCAAAGUAACUCUGCAUCCGGUUUUCCCUAUGUGGAGAAUGUGAAAAAUUUGAUAAAUCCUGUGGAGCAAGCCGUUAAAACAGUUGGUGGGAUGAAAAUAAAGACAUUUAUGGACGAUGAAACAAAGAUCUCGAUGUGGAAUCUCGCGGGGCAGCACGAGUUCUAUGCUCUUCAUGAUGUUAUGUUCCCAAGUCCAUGUCUCUUCUUGAUCAUAUUGAGCUUGAUUAGGAAACCGAGCAAUAAAGAACUCAAACCACCAGCAGAAGUAGAAGAAGAGCUUCAAUACUGGCUUAGAUUCAUCGUUUCCAACUCGAGAAAAGCGGGUCAACAAUGCAUGAAACCAAAUGUUACAAUCGUCCUCACGCAUGCCGAGAAAAUCAACCAACAAUCAGAGAGCUUUCAUGGAACGGUGGGUUCCAUUCAGAGAGUGAGAGAUACGUUUCAAGAUUUAGUGGAUUUCUACCCGACCGUAUUCACAGUUGAUGCAAGAUCAUCAACUUCGGUUAGUAAACUCGCACAUCAUAUUCGGUUGAGUAGCAAAUCCAUCCUUGAAAGAGUUCCUCGGGUUUAUCAGCUUUGCAAUGAUAUGAUACCGCUCUUAUCAGAGUGGAGAUCAUUUAAUUCAAACAAACCUAUUAUGAGAUGGAAAGCCUUUGGAGACCUCUGCCAAACUAAAGUUCCUCCUUUGAGAAUAAAGUCUCGAAACGAGAACAUUGAGAUUGUGGAGAGAAGACGGCGAGCCGUAGCCACAUGCCUUCACCAAACAGGAGAGGUAAUUUACUUUGAGGAGUUGGGUUUUUUGAUACUAGACUACGAAUGGUUUUGUGGGGAGGUUCUUGCUCAGUUGAUAAAGAUUGAUGUAAGAAAGCAAAGCUCCGGGGAAAGAAACGGUUUUGUAGGCAGAAAAGCGCUGGAGAAGAUUUUGAAAAAUAGUUUGCAGAGUCCGGUUCCAGGGAUGACCUCAAAGGUACUUGAGCACUUGGAUCCGUGUGACCUUGUGAGGAUAAUGAAGAAAGUAGAACUUUGCUAUGAACAAGAUCCUUCCAAUCCAGAUUCUUCAUUGUUAGUCCCAUCGAUUCUUGAAGAAGGCAGAGGAAAGGCUCAGAAAUGGCAGAUAAAAACAAAGGACUGUGUUUAUACUGGCCGGCAUCUCCACUGCGAUGAUUCAAGUCACAUGUUCCUCACACCUGGAUUCUUCCCUCGUUUACAGGUGCAUCUUCACAACAUAAUCAUGGAACUGAGGAACCAACAUGGGGCGACUUAUAGCCUUGAGAAGUACCUCAUCGCUAUAACGAUCCAAGGCAUAAAUGUUAGAGUGGAGCUUGGAGGACAGUUGGGAAACUACAUUGAUGUUCUUGCUUGUUCAACACAGAGUUUGACAGAAACUUUGAGGUUCAUUCACCAGCUAAUCAUUCCGGCUAUCCUGAACACCUGCCACGGUGUAAUCCUCCUUGAGCACAUCAUAAGACCACAAUGCGUCCAGGACUUAACUCCACCGCGAUUCCGACAAAGUCAACUUGUUUCCCUCCAGAGACUAAAAGAAGCAUUAGCAUCAGUUCCUGCAGAGACUAUGUAUGACUAUCAACACACAUGGGAAUCUGUUCUAGAUUCAGGUAAGACUGUUCUAAGAGCUGGAUUUGAUUUAGCUCGCGACCUCCUCUCUGAUGAUGAUUUCAGACAAGUCUUGCAAAAAAGGUACCAUGAUCUGUACGACUUAGCCCAAGAAUUACAAGUUCCCACCGAGGAAAAUCCAGAAGCAGAAAAUCAAGCAGAGGUGACCAAUGAGCUGGAAAAAGUUGAUCCUAGCUUCGAUGGAAUCGCUAAGGGUGUUGAAGCAGUACUUCAGAGGCUGAAGAUUAUUGAGCAAGAGAUACGAGACCUGAAGCAAGAGAUCCAAGGACUGAGAUACUACGAGCACAGACUUCUGCUCCAGCUUUAUCACAAAGUGAAUUACCUUGUCAACUACAAUGUCCAGAUGGAUGAAAGAAAAGUCCCAAACAUGUUUUACUUCGUCAGACCAGAGAACUACGGGAGAAGACUGAUCACAGCAAUGGUUCCUGGCAUGGUUUCUUUAAGGAUACACAUGUUAUGCGAAUUUAGACGGGAAAUGCACGUUGUAGAAGAUCAGCUUGGAUGUGAUGUGAUGCAGAUAGAUAACCAAGCUGUCAAGGCCUUGGCUCCAUACAUGACAAACUUCAUGAAGCUGGUGACUUUUGCACUGAGGAUAGGAGCAAACUGGGCAGCUGGGAUGGGACACAUGAUACCUGACUUGGGCCACGCAAUCGCUCACCUAGCCAACCCAUCUGUCAUGGCUGGAGCAGCCGGAGCUGCAGGAGCCAUGGGGGUCGCUGCUGCAUUGGGUAGGAACCGAGGCAGAGAUAGAGGUUUUCAGGAGCAAGACCAAAGAGCAGCUCAACAGUGGCUCAUCGAUUACUUGAGGGAACAGAAUUGCACGACCGGCGGGGACAUUGCAGAAAAGUUUGGCCUCUGGCGAGUUAGAUACAGAGACGAUGGGUCCAUCGCCUGGAUCUGCAAACGGCAUAUGAUCACCAGAGCCAAUGAAGUGAUCCAAGUUCCCCUCUGAUGCUUGUUAACUAGCUACAAACAAAACAAAAUAAAAAGUAAGAGAAAGUAGUUCAUAUAGUCAUAACCAUUUUCAAUAAAGUCUCUGUAACCGUA
Messenger RNA from Eutrema salsugineum, 4335 nucleotides. Its product is annotated as protein TORNADO 1. Lineage: Eukaryota; Viridiplantae; Streptophyta; Magnoliopsida; Brassicales; Brassicaceae. The record is from RefSeq and is a predicted model, not a curated record. The transcript is spliced from 2 exons. The coding region runs from base 101 to 4240 and encodes 1379 amino acids.